AUGCCGCCGAGAUUACCUCUCGCCCAGGCGACCCGCAGCGCAGCUGCGGCCGCAAUUGACACCUCCGUUUGCAGACCAAUUGCCGCCGCCAGCAGUCUCGUCUUCCUCUUCGCCGGCCUCUCGAUCCAGUCGUCACAGCAGACUCGCAGCGCCUCGAUUCUUUCUAGUCUGUCCGAUAAUCCCGGGGCGUAUCACAAGCGCCAGAGGGUUGGUCGUGGUCCGUCGUCAGGUUAUGGCAAGACUUCUGGCCGCGGUACCAAGGGCCAGUGGCAGCAUGGAAAGGUCAAGCCUUGGUUCCAAGGCGGCCAGACGCCGCUUAUUGUGAGCCAUGGUAGGAUGGGGUUUAUUAAUCACCGGGCGCCGGAUAUGCACGUCGUGAACCUCGACCGUCUUCAGGAAUGGAUCGACGCCGGCCGGAUCGACCCCACUAAGCAGAUCACUCCCCGUGAGAUCAUCAAGUCAGGCAUUGUCGGUCGUCAUAUCAAGGACGGCAUUAAGCUUCUCGCUCGCGGCAAGGAGAAGCUCAGGACGCCCAUCGACAUCUGCGUGUCGCGUGCCUCUGAGGAGGCUAUCAAAGCCGUUGAAGCUAUCGGCGGCAAGGUCACGACCCGUUACUACACCAAGGUCGCUAUCAAGCGCCUCGUGCAGGGCGAAAGCAUUCACACCGACCAGCCGAUCCCCUACGGCAAGCAGCAUGUUAAAGAGGUGCUGGAGAAAGUGCGCAACUCGGAUAAGUACUAUUAUCUCUUACCCGACCCGACGAGCAGGAAGGAUAUCGAGUACUACCGCGAUCCUGCGCACCGGGGUUAUCUCAGUCAUACUCUGAAGCCAGGCGAGUCGCCCAGCUUGUACUUCAAGGUACCAAGCACUACAAAUGAAUUUGCGAAGCCCAAGUCGAAGAGGAAGCAGCAGGAGAUGGAGUACAAGCUGUUCUAA
Messenger RNA from Thermochaetoides thermophila DSM 1495, 936 nucleotides. RefSeq names its product mitochondrial 54S ribosomal protein uL15m. Gene Ontology annotation, molecular function: structural constituent of ribosome. The transcript is spliced from 2 exons. Gene Ontology annotation, biological process: translation. The record is from RefSeq and is a predicted model, not a curated record. Gene Ontology annotation, cellular component: mitochondrial large ribosomal subunit. Lineage: Eukaryota; Fungi; Ascomycota; Sordariomycetes; Sordariales; Chaetomiaceae. The coding region runs from base 1 to 936 and encodes 311 amino acids.